This is a messenger RNA of Centruroides sculpturatus (bark scorpion), 1796 nucleotides long. Its product is annotated as thioredoxin domain-containing protein 15-like. The record is from RefSeq and is a predicted model, not a curated record. The transcript has 6 exons. Gene Ontology annotation, biological process: cilium assembly. NCBI's taxonomy places the organism in Eukaryota, Metazoa, Arthropoda, Arachnida, Scorpiones, Buthidae. Gene Ontology annotation, cellular component: cilium. Bases 140 to 1039 code for a protein of 299 amino acids.
UCCGGCGAUAAUUAGAAACACAGCUUUAAAGAUGGCGGCCUCCAUUAGAAACUAAUAAGUAUCGGAAAGAGUCGAGUUGUAUUUUAUAAAUAUGUAAUGUAAUUUUAUUAAUUUAAGCGUCUUAAUCAAUUUUACUUCGAUGAAUCGAAUUAUAGAAUGGUUCGUCAUAUUAAUUUUAGUUUGUUCGUUAGAACAUGCGAAAGUGAAAUUUGCACGUGCGGAAGUGGAAACAGAUGAAGCAAAUAAAGAAGUUGUAGACGAGCAAUAUAUAUACACACAUGAUACUAAAAGUGAAGAAGAAAAUGUUGACGUUAAUCAGAAUUCAGAAGGAGAAAAUGAUGUUUCGAGUGUCGACACAGAGAAUGCUCAGCUAGAAGUACAAGUUACAGCAGAGGGAAAUAGUAGAGUUAAUGGGACAAAUGGAGGAAAUAAUACAAGUAAAAUACGAUGUACAUUGAAAACACAACCAGAAGGAAUUGUACCAGAAGUCAAGAUAAUGAAUUUAUCUUCAUUAUUAACUGCAUUGACACCACUUCCUAAUAUCACAGAUGGAGAAUGUGCUGUAGUUCUUUUUUAUUCACCUUGGUGUAUAUUUUCUGCAAGGGCUGCACCUCAUUUUAAUGCUCUAGCUCGUGUUUUUCCGCAAAUUUCUUUUUAUGCUAUUGAUGCCGUUCAACAUACAAACUUGCAUAUGAGGUAUGGUUUAAUAGCAGUUCCAACGAUUCUUCUGUUUCAAAAUGGACGAGCAGUUGCAAAAUUUAAUGGGUCUCAUUCCAGUCUAGAAAAAUUUUCAAAUUUUGUAAGUGAAUUAACAGGAAUAUCUCCCGAAGGUGCAUUAAAUGUUACUUCCGCUGAUAUGACAGGCCCAGUUCCUGCAGCUUUACAAGAAAGAACUGAUUAUAUUUUAAUUCUGUCGUGGGUAUUUACAAUAGUAUGUUUAUGUAUAUGGUUCCUUAAAUCAUCACUUUGCCAUAGGAUUGUAGAAAGUAUAAAAAAUACAUGGCGAGAAGCAGAGGCACAACAUGAACAUGAAGAGUAAAUUACAUUUGUAAAAUGAUUUGAUAAAAUGUCUGAUGUUGAUAAUGUAAAGAAUAAAAAGGUUUGAAAAUUCACCACAGAGUGAAAGGAUUCAUUCUGUAGGAAUGAUAGCAUAUCAAUAAAAACUUUCAGUAUUAAAUUUCCAAAUGUAUUGCCAUCACAUGAAUAUAACUCUCACCACUAAUUCAAUCACAAUGAUUAGCUACUCUUAUGAUUUCUAUUUUAUUGUCUUCAUCUUGAUAAACUCACUGUUUGGAUACAAUGCAUACAAUUAUAAAUAAUACUCCUACAAGAAAUUUUUUCUCGAGAGAAUACAUGGUUAUCUUACUCCUUAAAUCAACUUAUUUUUUCCUCAAGACUUAAGUUAACUGUUCUAAAUAUUAAAAUUUCAUUAGAAAUAUUUUAUUUUAAGAAUUUUAAUAUUACAUAAAACAACCAAUAUGGAUGUUGUGUAGAUUUGUUUUUCUGGCUCUAAUUGUUUUACAUCCUUCACAAGUUUUGAACAACUGAGUUUAAGUUUCUUCUGUGGUCUUGAAUUUGAGAAGACUGUUAUUUAAAGUCUAUUACUGUUGACAACAAUCAUCAUUAAUGAUGAACAAGAGGUAUGGUAGCUAGUUUUGUCAUACUAGACAAAUCUAGUUAUCCUCUCCCUUGUUCAUUAUUAAAUGGAGCCAUUCGGUACCAUAUACUUACGGAUGAUGUAAAUUUUAUAUUUUUUAAGUCUGAUACUGAUUCUGAUAAAUGCUAUUUUCAAAAUU